GUCUACUCAAGUAUGGAAUACUGGCGUGGAAGAUAUCGACCGUACGUUUGCUUCUUUCUACAUGCACCCAAACGGAAGUCCCGCUAAUCACUAGCCAUUUUAUCAAGGAUAUCAUCUAGUGAAGUGAUGAUAGAUGAAAGAAACCAGUAUAGUGUCUACGCCAGCGAGUGUAUGCUCCUACCUGGCUAUAUAGAGCAAUCAAUCACACUCGAUUUGAGUACCUCUGAAGAGGAUAAGAGAUUUUUGAGAUACUCGAUCGAAUUUGAAGUAGAACCGGAUCGAGACCAGAGAGGGCAUAUUUACCGUGGUUACUCACAAUCACAUCGACUGGGCGAAACUAGAGAAGGAUACGCGAUGUCUUUCUUGAAAACACUUGAGGAACUGCACGGAAAAACCAAGCGAGCGAUAGAGCGCAGACGUCAUUCACCAUACGAGGAAACCAAACGAGCGAUAGGGCGUAAACGUCAUUGCUUCGGAAAGCUUAAGUAUAUAAGUGACAUCCUUGAAGCAGCACGCAAGAAUGAAAGUUUGCUAGUUCAUCAACCUAAAUUGAAACUUCUCGAGAAAUCAUCUGGCCGCAAGACCUGGCAGGCUCAGUUCAUAAGACGAGGAGCUAGCGGAACUAUGGAAGAGGAUUACGAAAGACGAGAGGUUAGAAGAGAUAAAACUUUGGGACGGAUCAAUAAAUCUAGAGUUGCAAGAGGAUUUGGAAUACAUAUAAGCAAUAACGAGAAGAGGAGUCGGAAGCGGGAAGAGCGGAUGAGAUACCCGUCACAUAGUGAUGCUGAAUCCACAGGUUCGCGGGAAACUGCUUCAAGCGUUGGCUCUUAUUACGGCUCUUCUCAUGGAAGGCGGCGCCGCAGUUCAUCUCGUAACCACGAUGGCUAUCGCGGAUACGAAUCUUUAGAUGACGACUAUGAUACCAGAUCGCGUGCAUCUUCGGUGUUUUCGAAACCAGGCCGCUCCUCAAGCCAUGGUUCCAGAAGCUCUGUCUCUUCUGGAUCUAGUCGGUCAAACUCAGACUACGGGUCAAGAUAUAGAAGUGGUCACAACAAUUACCAGACCGAUGAUCAGUUUCGAAAGCCACCAAGUUAUCCACCCGAUUUUCAACACGGUUAUGAAACUAAGGAUCUGCCUCGUCCGAACGAACCGUACCCGGGAAGAUCUCGGUCACUUUAUCCGUCGCAUUAUCCGCCACAAUAUCCGCCACAAUAUCCCGUAUGAUCAUACAGCAGGUAAUGCGUAUGGAUGAUCGUGAGGAGUGGCGAGUAAAGGGAGAGGGAGAGAGAGGGAGAGAGGGGGAGAGCAGCGAAGUAAGUAGUUGGGAGAUGAUGGUAAAUUGGUUGUUCA
Botrytis cinerea B05.10 is the source of this 1350-nucleotide messenger RNA. RefSeq lists its product as hypothetical. The record is from RefSeq and is a predicted model, not a curated record. Lineage: Eukaryota; Fungi; Ascomycota; Leotiomycetes; Helotiales; Sclerotiniaceae. Bases 127 to 1224 code for a protein of 365 amino acids. The transcript has a single exon.